This is a messenger RNA of Sclerotinia trifoliorum, 1330 nucleotides long. The record is from the annotation of a GenBank genome assembly. Lineage: Eukaryota; Fungi; Ascomycota; Leotiomycetes; Helotiales; Sclerotiniaceae.
AGGAAGUGAUUUUGUGAACCUCGAUGGAAAAAAUUUCAAAAGAGGGAAAAUAAGUCAGUUAGUCCAUCGAACACACUGAGAAACAGCUCAAUCCUCUGUAUCCGUCAUGGCUUCACCCCACUUCUAUACAACCUUCCCAGGGAAGCAACUCUACACCAUCACCGCCCUCACUUCAAAUCUCAUCAGUCUUCCCUUCUACCUAACAUAUUACAUCUUCCCCUCCAACAGACCCUGUUCCAAAUGGACUUACAACCAAUCCAUACGAAUCCUCCUCGGCAAAGCCUUCAUAAAAUACAUUUCCUUGACGGAAUCCGGAACCAUCCUAACACUCCUCCCCAAAACCGAGGGCACAAGAUUCUGCACCAUUAACCCCGCACCCGCAUCUCACUACCAAGGAGUUAGCACCUCGAAUCCCUCGAUCACCCCAGAAAUAAUCGGCGGAACGUGGUAUCCCGCACCACCGAGUCCAUCAGAAGACCCCACUAACAACAUAAAAAUCGUCCUCCAUUUCCACGGCGGCGCCUACGUAGUCGGCGACGGACGAACUAAAGACUCCGGAUUUGCCGCCAAAACAUUCCUAUCCCACACCAACGCCACCCACGUAUUUAUUCCGCAAUACCGACUCGCCAACGAUGCGAGUAGGAGAUUUCCCGCCGCGUUACAGGACGCCGUAACUAGUUAUUACUAUUUAAUCUCCACGCUUCAGAUUCCUCCCGAAAAUAUCGUCGUAUCAGGAGAUAGUGCGGGGGGAAAUCUAACCCUAACGCUCUUGCGAUACAUAUACGAUAAUCCGGGCGCAGGACUCCCCAAUCCCGGCUGUGCAUGGUUAUGGUCCGCAUGGGUAGAUGUAGGCAGGGGGAUGAAAGAAGAAAUAUUCCGGGAAAACCGACGCGCAGCAAGCGACUACGUGCAUGAGAAAUUGGCCAGUUGGGGAGCGAAAGGACUGGCGCCUUUAGAAGGGACAGGGGUUAAGUUAACGGACGCGUGUAUUUCCUAUAUAGGAAAUGCGUUUAAGAGUGCUACGCCGAUGUUUUUUACGGCGGGUGAGUGUGAGGUGCUUUUUGAUGAUAUUGUGAGGGUUUAUGGGGAGUUUACGGCGCUGGGAAAUAAGACGCAGUUGCAGAUUGAUGGGAAUGCGGUGCAUGAUAUUAUGUUGAUCGGGGAUGUUGUGGGGUUUGAGGAGGAGGCGGUGGCGGCGGUUAAGAAAGCGGGGGAGUUUUGGGAGGGAUGUAGGGUAUAGGGUGUAGGGUUGUAGAUAGGUAUGGUGUAGGUACAGUAUGAUGGGGUCGAGGGUAAUUGUGAUAUUACCCUAGGUAAUCUUAGAUUAUAA